AUGGACGAAGAUGGGGAAAGUAUUUUGCUGGAAGACAAUUACUAUCAAUUACUAAAUGUAUCUAAGACGGCAUCUACAGAAGAAAUAAAUAGUGCAUAUCGCCGCUUCUCCCGUAUGUUUCACCCUGACAAACACAGCACUGAUCCCAACAAACAAAAAUGGGCUGAGCAGAUAUUUAACAAAGUGAAGGAAGCUUAUGAAGUGCUUUCAGAUUCCCACAAAAGAGCCAUUUAUGAUACGCUAGGUAAAAGGGGUCUAGAAGUUGAAGGAUGGGAAGUUAUUUUUAGGACACGGACACCAAAGGAAAUAAGAGAGGAAUAUGAAAGGUUAAAACGAGAGAGAGAAGAACGCCGCUUACAACAAAGUGCUAAUCCACGUGGUACUAUUACGCUAUCCAUAAAUGCGACAGAUAUGUUUAUGAAAUAUUAUGAUGAAUAUGAAAUUUUAGAAGAAGCAUCAAUAAUACCCAAUAUUGAGGUGUCAGGUAUGACUAUACAGCAAUCAAUUGAUGCACCAGUUACCUUACGUAACACUAUGACACUAUCGGGAAAUAUUACUACACAAAAUGGCAUAGGCACAGGAUCGGUUAAUGUAUCAAAUAGGCAUUUGAGUUCAGAGAAGGGGUGGACAGAAGUAGAGUGUGGUAUUGGUAAUGGGCCUCUUCUUGGGUUCAAAGUGUUCCGCACUCUGUCUCGGCUGAUGUUCCUUAACUGUGGCACAGUGUUACAGUUCACUCCCAGAGGGAUUGUUCCUAGCCUUGUAUCAACAAUGGCAUUACAGCUGGAUGCGCAUUCAGUGGGAUACCUAACAUAUCGCGCGGGUGGCCAAGGGGGUUCUUCUAUGACCUCUACAUAUGUACGUGACUCCGAAAAGUACCACACAAAUACUGCCUUACAGAUCGGGAAUCCUCACUCGUUUAUUUCUUUCAAUGUAAUGAGAAAAUUGCCACAACAUGAUAUGAAGUUGAGACUAGCACUGAAAUUUGGCACAUUCGGCGCAAUAGCUGAAUAUGGAGCAGAGAAGAAAGUGUCACAAAACAGCAGCGUUUCCGCGGCGGUUAUGUUGGGUGUGCCAAGUGGAGUUAUGCUCAAACUCAAAUGGACCUGUUCAUCACAGACAAUCGUAGUGCCCAUUCACCUCUGCGAGGAAGUGAUGCCAUCACCGGUGUUUUAUGCAACCGUGGUGCCGUUGGUCUCGUGGCUAGUCCUGAAGAAAUUAGUACUAGAUCCCAUCGCUAGAGAGCGCCAGGAGCGAGAGAGACAACGCUCUAUGGAGGCUAACUUUGAAAGGUUGCAGGAAAUGCAACAACAAGCCAGAGCAACCGUCGAACUUAUGCGGGAGACUUACUCUAGGAUCAGAAGCGAUGAGGAAAAGAAAAAGGGCUUAGUAAUUUUACGCGCCGUAUAUGGAAAACUUCCUGCAGAUGCAACAAGCCACGAGGUGGGUGCAGAACAAGCGGGAGAUGGAGUUCCUCUUGAUUCGCCAAGUGGCUAUAGUGAAGCGAUCGACGUCACUAUACCGGUGCAGUGUCUUGUAAAAGACUCUAGGCUAGAGUUGCUUGAAGCUAGCAAAUCGGAGUUGCCAGGUUUCUACGACCCAUGUGUGGGCGAGGAUAAACACUUGACUAUACAAUACAUGUUCCACAACAACCUGCAUUGUUGCACCGUUGCCGAUAAACAAGCCGUUGUACUGCCACGCAAUAAUCAUCGAGUAAAGAAUAGAUCCUGA
Molecule: messenger RNA, 1728 nt
Organism: Parnassius mnemosyne (clouded apollo)
Lineage: Eukaryota; Metazoa; Arthropoda; Insecta; Lepidoptera; Papilionidae
Source: the annotation of a GenBank genome assembly